UUUUUAUAAGUUUUCAUCCUGAAAAAUAAAUCAUGCCCACCCACUAUUUUUAGUUUGUGGAGAGCUUAGAUAAUGACUCAGAAUAACACAGUGAGUCAUUGAGUACGCGUGUAAUUUAGGCUUAUAACUAGAAGUGAAAUAAUGGCAAAUGUCAAAGAGGAAUACAUGAGUUAACUAGGACUCCCUUAGAGCGGGACAUUCCAGUGAGCUGAACUGCUGGAUUGCUAAAGGAAUUCCAGUGACCAAACACGAGGUCACUUUCACUCUUCAUCUCACGCUGGGUGAAAUUUAACACAGAUCUACAGAGAGAGGAGACCAUCGUUUCUUGUGAACAGAACGGCUUUUAAAAUGCAGAAGCGUGCGUUGUGUCUCACCACAACAUAUCGGAUUUUCGAUAUUAACAAAAGAAGAAACAAAACGUUUGAAGUAACGCUGAUUCGAUGUUUUAGGAGUUUUCUGUACUUCUCACUUGUAUCGCUAGUCGCAGGUACAAACGGUCAUUGUCCCCCUUAUCAGCUCAGUCCAUCGACAGUCGUGAGAUAUGGCGAUUCUGUUUCAGUUAACUGCAGUACUUCUGUCCCUCAUGAUGGGAUGGGCUGGGAAUCCAGUGAGGGAGGAGUACCCAUGACCAGUGACAGUCUGGUAACAUUGAGAGUGGCAAACCUGAGGCGAUGGGAUUUGGUGCCAAUCUGCUACAUAAACUAUAAUGAAGAACAGUGUGUAAUAGACGUACCAAUCAUUACUUACAAGACUCCAGGCAGUGUGUCCAUCAGCCCAAUAGAUAACACAGUCAUAGAAGGCAAUCUGUAUGAGCUCCAGUGUGACAUUCAGGAUGUGGCUCCUGUUAGAAAUCUCAACGUGAAAUGGUACAAAGGACAGACUCUGGUGAAUCUCAUUAAAUUUAAUGACACCACCAAGACUCCAGAGAAUGUCACUGCUACACUCUUCAUCACUCCAGACAGAGCUGAUGAUGGAGUUCAGUACAGGUGUGAAGCAGAACUGGAUCUGGGACAAGAAGGACCUCAACCUCCUCCUAGAGUGAAAUCAGAAUCUCUGAACAUUACAGUUCAUUUUAAACCGAUCAUCGAUGAGACCAAACUGCCCUCUAAAGUGCCUGUGUUUCGAGGCUAUCCAACAGUGCUUGUUUGUGAAGCAGAGGGACACCCAAAACCAACAAUCAGCUGGAACCACAACAACAACAUUAUAGUUACUGAUGGAAAUCUCACUAUAUUAGAAGCAACAUAUGAGAAUGAUGGUAUUUACUACUGCACUGCUACAAAUUCUGUUGCCACCACCAUCAGAAGCGUAACAGUGGUUGUACAAGAUAUUUCCAUCAUCACUGUCAAUCACACAGGACCAAUGAUUCUGGGCAGUCAAUAUGAGCUCCAGUGUUGCAUUCAGAAAAUUUUUCCUGAUCAGAGUCUUGUUGUGAGAUGGUACAAAGGACAGACUCUGGUGGAUCUCAUCACUGUCAAUAGUGCAAACAGGACAACGAAUGUAACUACUUCACUCUCUAUCACUCCAGUCAGAACUGAUGAUGGAGUUCAGUACAGGUGUGAAGCAGAGCUGCAACUGGGAGCAGAAGGACCUCAAUCUCCUACUAGAGUGACAUCAGAAUCUCUUUAUAUUGCAGUUCAUGUUAAACCGAUCAUCAAUGAGACCAAACUGCCCUCUAAAGUGCCUGUGUUUCGAGGCUAUCCAACAGUGCUUGUUUGUGAAGCAGAGGGACACCCAAAACCAACAAUCAGCUGGGGCAACAUCACUAAUGUUAUAGCUGAUGGUGGAAAUCUUACUAUAACAGAAGCAACACCUGAGAAUAUUUACUGCAUUGCAAACAAUUCCGCUGGCACCACCACCAGAAAUGUAAUAGUGGUCUUAAAAGAGGAUUACCUGCCUAUAAUAGCAGGCCUUGUUGCUAUCACCGUGGUAUUCAUCUUGGUCAUCUUCAUCUUCAUCUACUCAAUCUACUACAAAAAAGCCAAGAUGGGCCAUUAUAGCCCGAAGGAUGCAAAGCCUACACAAAAUGGAAAUAUAGCACAAAAUGGCAAAGACAACUCAAUUCCCAUGAAGAAACUCUCUCAGAGCAUUAUCCCUGCUUAGGUGAUGAAUCCUGCGUUUGUUCUGUCUGCAGAGCCUCAUCAUCCACAGUCUUCUCAGUCAGAACAGCUGGAGAGUAGCUUGUGAGAGUUUGCGAGAUCACAGUGGAAGUCAUGAGCCUCUGCUCAAUGGCUAGUUUCUUCAGUGGGUUCACUUUUUUUUUUAUUCAUGGACCAGUGUUCCAUUCACGUCACUCUUAGAUCCAUCAUCAACUGCUAAUUAAAUCGCAAUGUUCACAAGAUCUGCUGUUCAAGUCAGUGGACUUGCAGAUUAUAUUUGACAGAACAAAUGUUGUGGUGGUUAAAAAGAAGUGCUGAAUGUAUGUGUAGCCACAGGUUAUAACUGAGGUCCUGUUUCCUGGAGUGGAAGUUUUCCUUAAAAUAGCUUUCAUGAGGAAUCUGAUAUUCUGAGUAAUAUUUGCUUGGUACACUGAUUGUUACACUGAUUGUUAGGGAAAAUACAGUAGCACAACAGUGCCUGGACACUUUUUUUAGCCACCUUGGUUCUGGAAGUAUUUUUCCUAUUAAUUUCUCCCUUAGUGAUUAACAUGGAGUGGUGGUGGCGUAGUGGGCUAAAGCACAUAACUGUUAAUCAGAAGAUCGCUGGUUCGAUCACCACAGCCACCACCAUUGUGCCCGUGAGUAAGGCACUUAACUCCAGGUUGCUCUGGGGGGAUUGUCCCUGUAAUAAGUGCACUGUAAUUUUCUUUGGAUAAAAGCAUCUGCCAAAUGCAUAAAUGUAAAUUGAUUAAAUAGCUGUAUGACUAAUAACUAUUUUAUGAAGAAUUUAAUGAAAUGGGAAAAGGAAAAAUACUUCCAGAACCAAGGUGGCUAAAAACGUGUCCAAGCACUGUUGUGCUACUGUAUUUUCCCUAACAAUCAGUGUAACAAUCUUUGGUUUGAAGCAAAAAAUAUUUGAAAAUCGGACCAAGACAAAGGUACAAGACUGCGUGCUUAACGAGGUAUUGAACAAUCCCAUUAAACACUGUGAAUGAUGUAAUCGAAUUAUGGUGGAAAAAUAAAAAAAACUAUAUGAAA
Molecule: messenger RNA, 3134 nt
Organism: Xyrauchen texanus (razorback sucker)
Lineage: Eukaryota; Metazoa; Chordata; Actinopteri; Cypriniformes; Catostomidae
Product: inactive tyrosine-protein kinase 7-like
Exons: 7
Coding region: 349-2100 (583 amino acids)
Biological process (GO): cell adhesion
Molecular function (GO): integrin binding
Source: RefSeq, a predicted model, not a curated record